CUGUCGUGUCACUCCCACGGCUCAGUCCCAAUGGCUGCGGCGGUUUCUCGCAGAUUUCGCGAUCUGCUGACGCGGCGACUGAUGACCCCCACCCACCCGGGUCUCCACCUUAGCCUUCGCCCCAUGGGCUCCUCUGCACCAGAUGAGGCCACCACAGCAGCCCUAGAUCACAACUAUGAGUCCCUUCUGGUGAUACCUGUCCAGAAACACGUUUUGCAUGUGCAGCUAAACCGGCCUGACAAGAGGAAUGCCAUGAACAAGGCCUUCUGGAGCGAGAUGGUGGAGUGCUUUAACAAGAUCGCUCAAGACACCGACUGCCGGGCCGUGGUGAUCUCUGGUGCAGGAAAAAUGUUCACUGCAGGUAUCGACUUCCUGGACGUGGUUUCAAACCUCCUGCAGCCCCAAGGAGAUGACGCAGCCCGCAUCAGCUGGAAACUUUGUAAGCUCAUCACCAGAUACCAGGAGACCUUCAGCGUCAUUGAGAAGUGCCCCAAGCCUGUGAUUGCCGCUAUCCAUGGGGGCUGCAUUGGUGGAGGUGUGGAUCUCAUCACCGCCUGUGAUAUCCGCUACUGUGCCCAGGAUGCUUACUUCCAGGUGAAGGAGGUGGACGUGGGUUUGGCUGCCGAUGUAGGAACGCUGCAGCGACUGCCCAAGGUCAUCGGGAACCAGAGCCUGGUCCGUGAGCUGGCCUUCACCGCCCGCAAGAUGAUGGCUGAUGAGGCCCUGGGCAGCGGGCUGGUCAGCCGGGUGUUCCCAGACAAGGAGGUCAUGCUCGACGCGGCCUUUGCCCUGGCGGCUGAGAUCUCCAGCAAGAGCCCGGUGGCGGUGCAGAGUACCAAAAUCAACUUGCUCUACUCCCGUGACCAUUCAGUGGCCGAGAGUCUCAACUACGUGGCAACCUGGAAUAUGAGCAUGCUGCAAACCAAGGACAUCGUUAAGUCUGUCCAGGCCACAAUGGAGAAGAAGGAACUGAAAAGCGUCACCUUCUCCAAGCUCUGAGAGCCCUGGUGUCCCAGGCGCUGGCUUGGGGCUGGCUUUGUCCCGCCUCAUGCCCAUGUGUCCUCAUCGGCAGAGAGGGAGGAUUGGUGAAGCUGGUCGUCUUGGUGCCUUCUCCCGUAGUCUCCCAGUUUAUAAAUUAAUGACACUGAUUUCCUGAAGCCCAGGGCCUUAUCUUCAGCCUAUGAACAAUAAAGCAAUGUAAAAAAA
Molecule: messenger RNA, 1206 nt
Organism: Galeopterus variegatus (Sunda flying lemur)
Lineage: Eukaryota; Metazoa; Chordata; Mammalia; Dermoptera; Cynocephalidae
Gene: ECH1
Product: enoyl CoA hydratase 1, peroxisomal
Exons: 10
Coding region: 31-999 (322 amino acids)
Cellular component (GO): mitochondrion
Molecular function (GO): delta(3,5)-delta(2,4)-dienoyl-CoA isomerase activity
Source: RefSeq, a predicted model, not a curated record